ACUGUUACAGCAUUCAUUUGAUGGCUAUCACCAUGCGCUGGCAGUUGACGAUCUUGUGGCUUUUCGUUUCGGCUUCAGCCAGACCUGUGAUAAAGUAUCGCCGUCAGAUAGUGACGCCAAAGCACUUGAUGGGACCUCCGUUGGCGCCCAACUCACAGGCCAAGGUGGUGGUCACCCCGCAAAACCUGAGGGAGGUGGCCAACCUGCGGGCCUUGAUCCAAAAGGCCGUCGAUGAAGACACGUAUGUGGUGGCCGCUCCCCCACCACAGGUAAGUAAACCAACGAAAUUAUUCCCAUACUUUAUUCGAUGGACCCCAGCCUAGAGCGAUUUCAUUAAAAUAACUUCAAAUUAUAAUUUUUGAUCCACAAAAUAUACUAAACAUUUGGACUUUAAGAACUCGCGAGUAAAAAUUAUGGGUAUCCAUGGUGCCGAAUGUUUGCAUUAUUCCCAAUGCUAUUUUAAAGCAAUAAUCGAUGUGUAGUUAAUACCAAAAAACCCGUGGUUCGUUGUAAGCUUGGCUUACAAGUUGGCUUAUAGACUUGAAUAACACAUUGUA
This is a messenger RNA of Drosophila rhopaloa, 557 nucleotides long. RefSeq lists its product as uncharacterized. The record is from RefSeq and is a predicted model, not a curated record. Bases 21 to 323 code for a protein of 100 amino acids. NCBI's taxonomy places the organism in Eukaryota, Metazoa, Arthropoda, Insecta, Diptera, Drosophilidae. The transcript has a single exon.